AUGGACCGAUCCUCAAAAAGCAGACUCCUCGAACUUCCUCGAGAGCUUCGCUUUAUGAUAUAUUAUGAAUACAUCAACACUCAAAAUGUGGUCCUUGAAGGCUGUGGCUAUGUACACUCAUGUCGCACUUUCGAGCCAAAAGACCGCUGCUGUUCAUGCCGCACGAAGAUCUGCCCACAUCAUGGUCGUCGCGGCGAUCAAAACGGCAGUCGGUGUGAGACCUCCACAAAGAUAUGCAUGCCCAAGUCUAUGGGACUGGUAGCAACGAAUCGACAAAUCCGGAAAGACUUCUCUCCGUUAUAUGCUUAUGCUAGAGAUCUCACCAUCGAGAUUUCUCACCUCACGGAACUCGUACACAACACCAUCACUAGCUCGGAGCGGGAUGUACUCCUUCGAAACGCAACGCGCAUUCAUGUUAUAGUGGAUGUUGAGAAAGUACUUUCCGGUCCGCCCCAUGUUAUUGAAACUCUCCUGGCGACAUGUGCCACACAGCCAGGGCAGGAUGGCUCAUCAUCAACAAAUCUCGCAAUCUCCUACUGGAUCCGUCCAUGGGAUGGAAAGUUUAGCAGAUAUGUGCGGUAUUCCCUCCCGAUAUAUGCCGGUUGGAACCUCGUCCGCCGACCCAAACAUCUUCUGCUUUUAGGUUCUCCUGAAAACCCGGAUGAUGAUUCUAAUCAUGAGCUUCUGAAAUUCGGUGCCAAUGUCCWCCAGACGAUUCUUGCUCCAUGCGACGGUUGUAUCGCAUGCACUAUCGCUGAGCAACUGGAGGACGUCGUUCGUUUCAAUCGGGAAGAGCCACUUGAGAACAUAUUCCAAGAGUGUCAUCUACCAUGCCAUAUUACAAUUUCUCUUGAUCAUCAUCAUAACAUGGCUGCGCCUCAAUUCCCGAGCCUGAGGAUCUUGCUUCCUUUUGGUUUCCUUGCUGAAAUAAAACUUGGACUUUCCGUCAAAUGGCUGCGGGGCUGA
Molecule: messenger RNA, 966 nt
Organism: Ramularia collo-cygni
Lineage: Eukaryota; Fungi; Ascomycota; Dothideomycetes; Mycosphaerellales; Mycosphaerellaceae
Exons: 1
Coding region: 1-966 (321 amino acids)
Source: RefSeq, a predicted model, not a curated record